AUGGCGACCAUUGCUAUCCCCAGACCAAUCCCUCCCCAUCGACCGGUGUCAGGUCUCGACACUCCCAUCACACCACCGCAUUCUCUCCAGAGCUUGGAUACCUCUGGUACCCCGCAGUAUCAUAUCCCCGUCCCGAAUAAGCAUCUGCCCGUUUGUCCACCUGGCUCCGGUGCUACCCCUCAGAAUGACACGCCUCCAGAAUCACCCAAAGAUUCUGACGAAGGUGUACAGAGCUCUGUUCUUCAUCCACCGACUACCUUUGAUCGGCUAGAUGCUGGCGGCGCUACGCUCUACCAAAUUUCUGCCGCCGAUGUCGCCAGGGCUUUGGACGUUGCAUCCCGCCAGCCACUUCCUGAUCCAGAUUUGAUGUUCCCUUGGCUUCACGGCUUACACCCGCAGAACCAUUUGCAGCUGUCUUUUUUCAAUGCUCGCAGACGUAGCAGUCGCAGGCCCCCAACAUGCCUGAGAGCCAUCACAAUUGUCAAAGCCGAUGGGGACCUGAAUGCUGCUCGCCUCAAGGGCGCAUUGUCUCCAUCCGAGAUCCUUCGUAAGGGUUUAGAACCAGAGUUUAUUGAAUCAGACCCCUCUGAAGGAUUCUCUGUCCGGAACUUCCAAAUUCAGUCCAACAAGAUAGCAGUGGUAUCGGACAUCAUCGUCUAUGGUGAGGACUUGGAAGUGGCCGAGGAUGUUGCCUGGGAAUUCUCUCUUGCGCAGAAGAAAUGGCGAGAAAGAAACGCCACUUUUGAUUUGCCUGAGUAUCACACAUUUGUGUGCACCAGUCCCUUCUCAGAGUUUGAAGAGAAGUACAGGGAUAUCGUUGUGACCGAUGCUGAAGGCAGGCCUACUGGCAAAAUUCUCGACUUUGUGAUGCAGGAGAGACAAGAGAUGUGGAACAUGACGAAGGCUUCGGAGAUAUCCCACAACGUGUUUUUGGGCCCUUCCCCGGAGAUGCACAGCCUUGAGGAGAAGGAAUUUGACAUUCUCAUCGAAUGUGGCGAUUCCGGAAAACUCAAUCCUGAGGCGUUACAGUUGGUUGCAGAGAGCCCUUCUGAAAUUGUGACCCAGAUGUACCACGAGUUCCCAUCCUCUGGUACCGUUCUUGCCCCGAGUUGGUCUCAUACAGAAGCCGAUGGCAUUCUCGAAACUUGCAAGUGGAUUUAUCACCUCGCGCACGGGACGAGACCGGGUAUGAAAUCCGCCCCUGAUACCGAGGGAGAUUCCUUCAUGUGGGGUGAUGAAGAAGGCCUAGCUGAGGAGCAAUUCAUGCGGCAUGAGCCUCGGAAAAUUCUUAUUCAUUGUGCUGAUGGAUACACUGAAUCUUCUCUGCUUGGUCUUGCCUACUUUAGCUAUAGCACUGGUCUGCCCAUUGGUGAAGCUUGGAUGAAGCUGCAUACCGAGAAGGGACGAAACUUUUUUGCGUACUCAGCAGAUGUAGCCUUGCUUAGAUCUAUAGCUCCCCGUCUGCUCCAUGAGUCUCCAGCGUGUGCCGGGAAAAGCCUGAUGGAGAUAACCAACCUGGUCAAGAACGAGCCUAAGUGGCUCGGCGGCUUAGAUGGUUCUUUCCCCAGCAGAGUUCUUGAUUAUCUUUACUUGGGAAACCUUGCCCACGCCAACAGCCCCGAUCUCCUGAAGGAUCUGGGUAUUCGCCAAAUCCUCAGUGUUGGUGAAACUGCGAUAUGGCGAGAGGAAGAUGUGGAAGAGUGGGGUCAAGACAAUAUUUGUAUUGUUGAAGGUGUCCAGGACAACGGCAUCGACCCGCUGACCAGCGAAUUUGCUCGCUGUUUGGACUUCAUCGAGCGAGGAAAGCGCAGUGGCAAGGCUACACUGGUACACUGUCGUGUUGGUGUUUCUCGCAGUGCCACUAUAUGCAUUGCAGAAGUGAUGCGUGAAAUGAAUGUACCCUUUGCCCAAGCUUAUUGUUUCGUCCGGGCGCGGCGUUUGAAUGUCAUCAUUCAGCCUCAUCUGCGGUUCGCUUACGAGCUGUUGAAGUGGGAGGAAUCUCUUCAGCGACAUGCCGACGCCACAGCACCGGUCAAACGUGUCAUGGAAUGGGGAGAGGUUACUCGAGAAAUCGCCCUCAUGAACCGCCCCUAUGCAAGGUGA
Clonostachys rhizophaga is the source of this 2103-nucleotide messenger RNA. The record is from the annotation of a GenBank genome assembly. Lineage: Eukaryota; Fungi; Ascomycota; Sordariomycetes; Hypocreales; Bionectriaceae.